This is a messenger RNA of Pyrus x bretschneideri (Chinese white pear), 3280 nucleotides long. Its product is annotated as transcription elongation factor TFIIS. The record is from RefSeq and is a predicted model, not a curated record. Gene Ontology annotation, molecular function: zinc ion binding; nucleic acid binding. Gene Ontology annotation, cellular component: nucleus. Bases 1891 to 3030 code for a protein of 379 amino acids. NCBI's taxonomy places the organism in Eukaryota, Viridiplantae, Streptophyta, Magnoliopsida, Rosales, Rosaceae. Gene Ontology annotation, biological process: DNA-templated transcription; transcription elongation by RNA polymerase II. The transcript is spliced from 3 exons.
UAAGCAACGAGUUACAGUCAGUAGAAGAUUCCAUCUUUAUUAUAUUAGCGUACAUUUUGCCACUGAUUCGACACGUUGUGCGGACUGAGAAACAAAGAUUUCCUUCAUUUAAUUCGGGUGAUAUUUUAGGGUUAGGGCUGAGAAUACAGAAAAUCGGAGGCAAUGGCAGGUGAAUUGAGCAUGUUCAAGUAUGUGAAGCCAAGACUUCGUCCCCAUACUACCGAUGUCCAAGCCGCCGCCGCGUGGGGCGUCGCCGCCUUUACCGGUGCCCUUUGGCUCGUCCAGCCGUUUGAUUGGAUUAGGAAGACCUUUAUUGAGAAGCCAGAGCCUGAAGCUAAGUGAGGAAGGGAAUUGAACAUUCUGGUAAAACUUUUCGGUUUAUGUUAUGUGGAUUGAGCUUUGUUUUGAUGAAACUACCAAGUGGAGGAGUUUAUGCAAAUAAUCAUGUACUUUCGUACCCUUGAUCAUCGUUAAUUACACGCAAAGGCCUUUCUUUGCAUUAUCUUACCAAUUCCAGGGUCUUUGUUUGUGCAUUCUUGCAGUUUCCUUUCUUCUUAACUGUGUUUUGUUUGGCAUGUGAAUGUGAUCUCUGACCUUCUAGAAACAAAUAACCAUGUAAAAUUCCACACAUUAUGUAAAUGAAACAAGCCGUUUCUUGUCCAUUCCACUUGCAGAUAAAUUACUGUCUGACAAGUUUGCAAAACUUAUUUAUUCUUUUCUGAUUUUAACGGAGUUACUUUUGCAUACAUGUUAGACAAUGAUUUGCAUUUUUAAAGAAAAUAGCACAUUUAUGUGUUAGAUAGUGAUUUGAAGCUGAAGAGAAAUGACUCCUUAAUAGCUUUCUGUCGAAAUUUGGGAGUUCGUAAAUGUCCUUUGCAGAUUAAAGCUUAUGAGUCGUGCUCUCCUAAGGUCCUCAUUUUGAGGACCUGUAAGGACCAAAUGCAUAUUAGUGAAAAAUUAUAUUAGUUUGGAUCCAGUGGUUUAAAAUAUUUAACACUUAAUAAAGUAAAACAAAAAAAAUGAGUUUUCUAAUGGUAGAUAAAUUUUUUAUUUGUUUUGCUUUAUUAAGUUGUCAAAUAUUUGAAGCUUUUUGAAUUUAAACUAUUAUAAUCUUGUGGUUACUAUGCAUUUGGUUCUCAGGUUUUCAAAAUGAGAACUUUAGGAGAGCAAGCAGGACUGUAAACUUUAAGAAGUGAUUUUCGCACUUUUUUUUUUUCUGCAUUUCCCCUCCUUUCUCUAAUCUUUGGAUUGAACAAAGAAAAAUCAGGGACAGAAAUAAAGAGAGAAGUACAAGGGGAAUGUUGAAGCGACUCUCAUGCAAUAUUUUUGUAUUUGGGUCAUGGAUUGGAGACCAAAGCCCAUCAUCCCUUAUAAGAUGCCCCAUUUGCCUUCAAUUCCAAAAUGGGUACCCGACCCAGCUGGGAUAGGCUAAUUUUUUUAUUUAAUUUUAAAUAAAAUAAAAGGAAAAAGUGCAUCUAUGUAUUCCAUCCUAUUCUAAUUUUAGGUUUCGGUAGUGGGUAGGUAGACUCGAGAAGGCCAAACUCCAAAACAAACGUAAGAAAUAGGACGCAAACAGAAAAACCGAACCCUAAAACACACGCGGCACAACAUCGGCCGUCCGAUCUCCAGAUCACAGUAUGAUAUAGUCUAAACGUUUGUUCGCCUCUCCGAAACAGACCAGGACAUUUUGCCGGAAGCAAAAUAGAGGGGAGGACUUUCGACAGUCCCAAUCUCUCUCUCUCUCUCUCUCUUUCUCUCCCCUCUCUCUCUAGGUUUCUUACUCCCCCCGUCGAUUUGGUUUCUAGGUUGUCUGGGUUUCUUUCCCUUCGAUUCACUGAUCAAAGGGUGGAUUUGUUAGUUAAUUUAGAAGAAAAAUUGGAAUUGGGGGAGAUGGAGAAGGAGCUUCUGGAGUUGUUCGACGCCGUGAAGAAAACGGCGGACGACGCCACAUCUUGCGACGGAGGAGCCGAGGAAAGCCAAUGCCUUGAGGCCUUCGAGCAGCUCAGGAAUUUUCCCGUCACUCAUCAAAUCCUCGUCUCAACCCAAGUUGGGAAGCGUCUUCGACAUCUCACAAAACAUCCUAGAAAGAAAAUCCAGUCUGUUGCUUCUGGCCUGUUGGAGAAAUGGAAAGAGAUUGUUAUGACUGAGGUAGAAAAAACUGCGAAAAAUGUGAACUUGGAGAGAAUAGACUCUCUAAAACGUGAUUCUCCACGUGCCGGCAGCCCCAGGCCUGAGAAGGUUCAGAAGACAUCUGCUGUGAAGGUUGAGAAGGUUUCCAAGGCUGAACCUGUUGAGGUUAAGAAGGUUGAUCGUGAUGUCAAACCAAGAUCUGAGAAUGCUUAUGGUUCCGGAACUGUCAAAACAGAAGGGAAGGUUCCAAAUCUUAAUCCUGUCAAGACUGAGAAAUCUGCUUCAGCAGAGACUGUUAAGGUUGAAAAGGUAGCCAAAGAAGUGAAGAAACCAGCACUCAACUCCUCUGGUCCUCCAAAGUUAACCUCUAUGAUUAAGUGUAAUGAUACAGCUCGGGACAAAGUAAGGGUGCUGCUGCAGGAGGCCUUGUCAAAGGUUGCUGCGGAGGGUGAUGAAAGGUUUGCCGAUGAGGUGAAUGCAGCUGAUCCUAUUCGAGUUGCUGUCACUGUGGAAUCUGUGCUCUUUGAGAAUUGGGGUGGUUCCACUGGCUCUCAGAAGGCUAAGUAUCGAUCUUUGAUUUUCAACCUGAAGGACCAAAAGAACCUCGAUUUCCGGAGAAAAGUUUUGCUUGGACAUAUCAAGGCGGAGAGGCUCGUGAACCUGUCAACAGCGGAAAUGGCAAGUGAUCAGAGGCAAGAGGAGACCAAGAAGCUUGAAGAAAAAGCAUUGUUUGAGUGCGAGCGUGGAGGUGCACCAAAAGCCACAACCGAUCAAUUCAAAUGUGGUCGGUGUGGGCAGCGCAAGACCACCUACUACCAAAUGCAGACCCGGAGUGCGGAUGAACCUAUGACAACGUAUGUAACAUGUGUAAACUGCAAUAACCGUUGGAAGUUCUGUUAGGGAUUCUUGUAGGAGCCAUGGCCAUUUUAUUGCCAUUUUGGCGUCGUAAGUUAAGAGUCAUAAGACGUGCAAUUUGUAGCGUGGUUGUGCGAUUAGGGCAGUUGGACGAACGGGAACUAGUCGGACGAUUCCCAUUCGAGUAUUGUAGCAUGUAGAACUCUUUCUUCAAUCAUGUUUUCAUCUUCUAGGGUCGGUAGGCUUAAUUUAUUUGGGGAUGCUUUUAUUGAAUUGACUCUCUUCUUUUCUUUCA